GAGGUGGCAUUGAAAAAAUAAAAGGUUUAGUAGGCUAUAUAAAAUGUAAAAUGUUUCUCCAGAAAUAUUAUUUUUUUAAAAAAUGCCAAUUCUGAGUCGCUGCUAUUGGUUUUACGUGGAUUAUAUUUCUAAUUUUAUAAUUAGGAUCGUGAGUUUAAUUUUUCCACAUGUUUCACUUCAAGAUUGUUCGUCACCUUUUAAAAAAACGUUGCCAGUGGUUUUUGCAUGGGGAGAACAAAAUUCAGGAGCACUAGGACUCAAUGGCUGGGAAAAAAAGACAAUAUGUUCUCCUAGCCAGGUUUUUUCAUUAGAUGGGAAAGAAAUACAAAGUAUAAGCAGUGGUAAAGGUCAUACAUUGGUGUGUUUAAAAGAUGGCAAAAUCCUUAGCUGUGGUUCUAAUGACUUCAGGCAAUGUGGACAAGAUACUAAUCUCAACCAGUUAACACUAGGUGAAGCUGGAGAAGGUCUACAGCCCCAUCAUGUGAUUCAAGUGGCUGCUGGAGCCUCACACAGUGUUGUACUUACUCAAAAUCAUAAAGUUCUGACCUGGGGCAAAAAUACUGAGGGUCAGUUGGGAAGGGGAGAUGUCGAAGAAAGCUCUAGAGCUACACCAACGUUGGUAAAAUCUCUUUCUGUUUUCUGUGUGCUUCAAGUUGCAUGCGGUAACAAUCAUACUGUAAUUUUAACAGAUGAAGGAUGUGUUGCUACAUGGGGAGCUGACAUGUUUGGACAAUUAGGUCUUGGUGUUGAUAACUAUAUGCGUAAACAUAGAAAUCAGCCUUGUUUUCUAGAUUGUUUAAAAGGAUUACCUAUAGCACAGGUGGCUGCUGGUGGAAAUCAUUCCUUUAUCCUGUCCAAAUCUGGAGCUGUCUAUGGAUGGGGCAGGAACAGCUUCGGUCAGCUGGGAUUAAAUGACACAGUUGAUCAUUAUUCACCUAAUCAAUGCAGACCAUUGCGUAAUGAAAAAAUAAAAUAUAUUUGUUGUGGUGAAAAUCAUACUGCAUGUCUUACAAAGGAUGGUAGAAUGUUUACCUUUGGUUUAGGUACAUAUGGUCAACUUGGACAUGGUAGUUACAAGAAUGAGCUUUUACCUAGGCUGGUGAUAGAGUUGUCCGGAAGUGAGAUCUCACAGAUAGCUUGUGGACGAAAUCACACAAUGGCUUUUGAUGCCAAAUCUGAACACCUUUAUACUUUUGGAUUUGGUGCAUGUGGACAGCUUGGACUUUCAACUAGUGAGAAUAAAAACACACCAGUAAUUGUAGCUGGUUCUUUUAUCUUAAAAACUGCACAGCACACAUCCAUGCAGGUGGACAAUCAAGGUCCAGACAUGAAAGUGAAGAGCAUUCAUGCAGGUGGCAACCACAGUUUUGUAAUAGCUGAAGAUAUUGAUAUGUGUCAGCCUGAUGAUUACAGGAUAGAGGAUCCAACAAGGCAAAUAUUAACUAUAUCUCAGGACAGAAUUGAAAUGCUUCAUUCAUUUCAGAAGAAUGACAUUUUUUCUUAUGAGCUUAUAGAAGAGAUGAGAAAAAUUUUCUCUAAUGCAUCAUGUCUUAAUGGCUCAUUUCUUUUACCAAAUGAAGAACAUUACAAUACAAACAUCACAAAACAUGGUGUAGACAUGAGUGCAGUCAGAACAUUUUUUCAAGAGUUUGCUCAAUUUUCUAAUGUUGAACUCAGACAAAAGAUAUUAGAAGCAUUAGAAAAUUUGUUCCUAUCUAUGCCGGAAUGUCCAUUAGAUGAAGAAGCACUUCGUGUUUACCUCAUAUUACCUGAAUGCCAUUUUUUUGAUCAAACUGAGUUGUACAGCUCCAUCAUUUGUCCGUUUGCUCAGUCCUUUCUUUCACUUAGCAAAGUAAACUUAAUUAGAAUCAAAUUCUGGUGGCCUAUGAACCAAGCAUGUUUUUUUGACAGAUUGAUUUUGAUUUACAAAAAAUGUUUCAAAUAUUUAUUAGAACCACAGUUACAAAAGAAAAGUCUACUAGAAGUUCGUAAAUGUCAAUCUGCGCUUUUCAUUUCUUUGGAGAUGUUAAAAGGACUAAAUGAAGUCAAUGAAACAAAUGGUGAGAUCCUCCCAUACAAUAUAUUUUAUGUUGCUGAACUGAAGGAAAAAGUGGAUAUAAAAGAGGACUACACUAACUGGACUCUGAAAAAAAAACACCAGAAUCAUUUUUGGGGUGUAACCUUAGAACCUGGUCUGUUUUUAAGCAAAUAUCCAUUUUUAUUUGAUGAAAAAGCUAAAAAAAUGUUACUUCAAAGUGAUUCAGAAUUGAAAUUGCAGGAUGCAGAAGGGAAAUCUCAGAAUGUCAUGAAUCUACAAUGGCAAUUAAUAGAUUUUUCAAGACUCUAUCUUAGACUGAUUGUAAAUCGAAGUACAAUCCUUCAAGACACAAUAGAACAGCUCAAAUAUAAAAAUAGAAGUGACCUUAAGAAGCCUUUCCAGAUUAUAAUACAAGGAGAGGAGGAUGUUUAUCAGCCAGUUAUACAAAAAGAAUUCUUUAGGGUCAUUUUGGCUCAAAUAUUUAACCCAGACUUCAGAAUGUUUAAAAUCGCUCCAAAAUCUAAUUUGCAAUGGUUUUGUCCUUUGGAAAAUUCAACAAUAACCGAAGAACUUGUCAACAAGUUUCGAUUGACUGGAGUUUUAUGUGGACUUGGAAUCUACAAUUCUAUCAUCACCAGUUUGCCUUUUCCAUUAGCAUUAUACAAAAAGCUUCUCAAAAAACCUGUGACACAAGAUGAUUUCAGAGAAUUAGAUCCAUAUAUGGAAGGAGCCUUUCAAAAUUUACUUGACUAUGAUGGAGAUGAUAUUGAAGACAAUUUUUUUUUAUUUUUUGAGACUUUGAUUCCAGGAGAUACAAGAAGGGUCAAUCACACUUGCAAGGCAGAAUAUGUUGACCUAUAUGUUGAUGACAUCUUAAACAAGUCAGUAGAAGUUCAGUUCAAUGCAUUCAGUGAGGGAUUUCAUAGUGUGUGUGAUGGCAGUGUUUUGGAUUCAUUCCACCCUCAAGAACUCCAUGCCUUGGUAGCCUGUGAGGAAGAUAAUGACUUUGAAGAUUUAGAGAAGUUCUACCAACAAUUGGCAACAAUGCCAGUAAUUUUUGGUUGGGGAGAUGAGACUACAGGAGCUCUUGGACUAAAUAUAAUAGAUCAAGAUCUAGGUGGCUCAGCAAAACACACAGUUUCAUCCCCUACCCAAGUUCACUCAUUAAAUGGGAAAGAAAUACAAAGUAUAAGCAGUGGUAAAGCUCAUACAUUGGUGUGUUUGAAAGAUGGCAAAGUUCUUAGCUGUGGUUCUAAUGACUUCAGGCAAUGUGGAUUAGACAGUCUUUCUACACUAAAUAAACUAGGUGAAGUUGGAGAAGGUCUACAGCCCCAUCAUGUGAUUCAAGUGGCUGCUGGAGCCUCACACAGUGUUGUACUCACUCAAGCUCAUGAAGUUCUUACAUGGGGCAAAAAUACUGAGGGUCAGUUGGGAAGGGGAGAUGUGGAAGAAAGUUCUAGAGGAACACCUAAAUUGGUUAAGUCUCUUGCCAUGUCCUGUGUUGUGCAGGUAGCUUGUGGUUAUAAUCAUACUAUUGUCUUAACAAAUGAGGGCUGUGUUGGUACAUGGGGCUCUAAUGCCUAUGGACAACUUGGUCUGGGGCCAAACAAAAGUCCCUGGAUCAAUAUACCUAAUUUUAUCACCUGUUUGAAAGGAUUACCUAUUGCCCAAGUUGCUGCAGGCGGCAAUCAUUCUCUGAUCCUUUCAAAGUCUGGUGCAGUCUAUGGAUGGGGCAGGAACAGUUUUGGUCAACUUGGACUAAAUGACACAACAGAUCGCUAUUCACCUAACCAAUGUAAACCUCUGCGCAGUCAAAGAGUUAAAUAUAUUUGUUGUGGUGAAAGCCAUACAGCUUGUCUUACUGUGGAUGGUAGAGUAUUUACCUUUGGCGCAGGUAUUUAUGGUCAACUUGGCCAUGGUAGUUACAACAAUGAGAUCUUACCUAGGCAGGUGAUAGAGUUGUCAGGAAGUGAGGUCUCACAGAUUGCUUGUGGAAGCUCUCACACCUUAGCUUUUGAUGCCAAAUCUGGAUGUCUAUAUACUUUUGGAUUGGGUUUAACUGGACAACUUGGGCUUUCAUCUAUAGAGAAUAUAAACUCUCCAGUAUUUAUACCAGAUACUUUUGUCUCAGCUACUGCACAGCACAUGAAAAAGAAAAGUAUCUAUGCUGGUGGUGAUCACAGCUUUGUGAUAUAUGAAGAUUCAUGUCAACCAGAUGAUUUUAGAUUAGAAGAACCAACAAGGCAAAUAUUAACUUUAUCACAGGAUAGAAUUGAGAAGCUUUGUCAUUUAAAAAACAAUGAAACCACUUUAGGUAACACAAUCAAUGAGCUGUUCACCAUUUUUUCAAAUGCUUCCUGUCUCAAUGGCUCCUUUCUUUUAAGUAAUGAAGAGCACUAUAAUACUACCAGGACCAAACAUGGCAUUGACAUGAAUGCUGUCAGAACAUUUUUUCAUAAAGUGUUUAAGCUUUUGGAUGUUGAAAUUAUACAAAAAAUAUCUAAAGCCAUAGAACAAACUUUGUAUCCAUCACUGUUAGAGUCACCAGCAGACAUGGAAGUCCUACGUAUCUACCUUAUAUUACCAGAGUGUCAUUUGUUUGAUCAGCCUGAGUUGUACAGCUCAAUAAUAUGUCCCUUUGCCAAGUCUCUUCUAAAAGUUCUUUCCCUUAAAGUUGUCUUCAGUGUGUUUGAGUCCUGGUGGCUACUGAAUCAACCAUCUCAUUUCAAAAGAUUAGUUUUGAUAUACAAAAAAUGUGUUCAUUACUUUCUGCAAUCGCCAAAUGUUUCAAAUAACACAGAACAAUUAGAAAUUAACAAUAGAUGGGAAGGACUCAAGACUUCAUUAGAAAUGUUGAAGAAACUCUAUGAAGUCAGUGAAGCUCAUGGUCAGAUCAUUCCAUAUUAUAACUUUUAUGUUGCUGAGCUAAAAGACAAAGUGAAUAUACGAGAUGACUAUGACAGCUGGAAACAUGGAACUAUUCAUAGAAGUCUGUUGUGGAAUGUGACCAUACCGAAACAUUUGUAUUUCUGCAAUUAUCCAUUUUUGUUUGAUGGAGUUGCUAAAAGUGUUUUACUUCAAACAGAUGCUGCACAUCAAAUGCAGGAGGCCUUUAUGACAGCUUAUCAGUCAACUAAUCUUUGUCCUGCACAAUUCUUUGAUCCUGAUAUUGGAUGUCUUCAGCUGACUAUAAACAGAAAUAAUUUAAUUGAAGACACUGUAACUGAACUGAAAUCAAAAGAUAGGAAAGAUUUCAAGAAACCACUUGAGGUUAGUUUUACAGGAGAGGAAGCUCUUGAUAUUGGAGGAGUAAGGAAAGAAUUCUUUUUGUUGCUUCUACGUGAAGUUUUGGAUCCUAGUUAUGGCAUGUUUCAAAUUAAUGAACAAUCUAAUCUUCAGUGGUUUAAUCCCUUGACUUCUGAAAAGCCUGAGAAAUUUCACAUGGUUGGUGUUUUAUGUGGACUUGCAAUAUAUAAUUUAACAAUCAUUAAUCUGCAAUUUCCAUUAGCAUUGUUUAAAAAGCUACUGAAAAAACCUGUCACAUUAGAUGAUUUGAAAGAGUUUGAUCCAGGUUUUGGAAGUGGAUUGCAAGACCUACUGGAUUAUUUUGAUGCUGAUAUUGAGAAUAGAUUUCUUUUCUUUUUUGAGGAUGUAUGUCCAGAACUUCAAAACAUGCCAGUAAAUCACACCAACAAAGAAGAAUACACCAAACUGCAUGUUGAUAAAUUAUUCAACAAGUCAGUAGAAGUCCAGUUCAAAGCUUUUAGUGAAGGAUUUCAUAGUGUGUGUGGUGGCAAUAUCUUGGAUUUAUUUCACCCUCAAGAACUCCAGGCCAUGGUAGUUGGGAAUGAAGAUUAUGACUUUGAUGAAUUAGAAAGGAAUACUCAAUAUGAAUGUGGCUACAACAAAGAUCAUGCAGUUAUCAAAAUGUUUUGGCAAGUUUUCCAUGCAAUGAGUUUGAAAGACAAAAAGAAAUUUUUAUUGUUUUUAACAGGUUGUGAUAGGAUUCCAAUCUUUGGCAUGAAAUAUGUUAAGAUAAUUAUUCAACUUGACUUCAGAGGUGUUUCAUUCUUACCAUCUGCCCAUACAUGCUUCAACAUUUUACAUUUGCCAUGCUACACUGACAAGGAAACUCUGCAAACAAAGCUUCUAAUGGCCAUACAACAAACUGAAGGCUUUGGCAUGAUGUAAACAACUGAAAUAUUGCUUUAGUUUCAUUUGAAAGUAAGGUUGUAGAGACUUUGGCUUUGAAGAAAACAGAAUUGGCUUAAAUAAUGUUGGUCUGGAUUUUUUUCAUACAUUUCUUUUUUUUUUUUGGUGAAAC
Messenger RNA from Biomphalaria glabrata, 6362 nucleotides. Its product is annotated as probable E3 ubiquitin-protein ligase HERC4. NCBI's taxonomy places the organism in Eukaryota, Metazoa, Mollusca, Gastropoda, Planorbidae. Gene Ontology annotation, molecular function: ubiquitin protein ligase activity. The record is from RefSeq and is a predicted model, not a curated record. The transcript is spliced from 54 exons. Gene Ontology annotation, biological process: protein ubiquitination; ubiquitin-dependent protein catabolic process. The coding region runs from base 83 to 6229 and encodes 2048 amino acids.